Atta colombica is the source of this 976-nucleotide messenger RNA. RefSeq names its product ATP synthase subunit d, mitochondrial-like. Bases 167 to 676 code for a protein of 169 amino acids. The record is from RefSeq and is a predicted model, not a curated record. Gene Ontology annotation, biological process: proton motive force-driven ATP synthesis. The transcript has 3 exons. Lineage: Eukaryota; Metazoa; Arthropoda; Insecta; Hymenoptera; Formicidae. Gene Ontology annotation, molecular function: proton transmembrane transporter activity.
GUUGGUAUCACUGUAUUGCGUGGCUACCAUCUAUCUUCAGUCGUUUCCGCUUCUCUCAAGAAAUUGGCUUGAAUACGAGAAAGACGAAUCAGACGAAAGAGAAUAUAUUUACGUGCAAGUAGUACGUGUAUUGCAUCCAUCAGUGUGAUAAAAUACGUGACGAGGUAUGUCACGCAAAGCGAUGAAGAUGAUCAAUUGGUCGGCGCUUGCCGAAAAAAUUCCAGAAACGGAAAAAGCUGCAUUCGCUGCUUUCAAAUCUAAAUCUGAUCAGUAUUUUCGACGAAUGCAUGCGAGUCCAGAAAUUCCUCCAAAAAUCGAUUGGGCAUACUAUAAGAAAAAUAUUCUAACUAUUGGAUUAGUCGAUAAGUUUCAAAAGGAAUAUGAAUCUAUCACAGUGCCAUAUCCAGUGGAUAAAUAUACUUCUGAAAUUGAAACUGAAGAAAAGAAAGUGCAUAUAAAAAUCGAGGAAUUUAUCAUUGAGUCGAAUCAACGCAUCGCCACUGUCAAAAAGGAAAUUGAUAGAGUAAAGAGUUUAUUGCCAUUCUCUGAAAUGACGAUGGAAGAUUUUCGUGAUGCCUAUCCAGAUAUUGCUAUAAAUCUUGAUAAACCGACGGUUUGGCCACAUAUACCUGAGGUACAGCCAGAGAAUGAUAAAGGACAACCUGUAGUGCACUAAUACUACUUUAUAAUGCGUUCAAAUAUGAAGCGUAGUCAUUUUUUUAGCGUAUAAUCUUGGACUGCGUGCUAAGUCAGAAAAAAAUUUUUUUGGUUUGGUUCAUAUGUAUUCAAAUAUAAAUUUAUCUAUACAAUAGAGACUUACAUAUAUAUGUCUAAAUGUUAUUCUUUUUAUAUCCUUUUACAUAUUUUGAUGUACAUACAAAAUGUAGACAUAUUUUAGUAUAACCAAAAAGUUUAAUAUAAUUAUCAUUAAGUACAUCGAUGAUGAAUAAAAUUAGAUAUCGACAAAUUAUUAACC